Molecule: messenger RNA, 1821 nt
Organism: Rhinolophus ferrumequinum (greater horseshoe bat)
Lineage: Eukaryota; Metazoa; Chordata; Mammalia; Chiroptera; Rhinolophidae
Gene: AIRIM
Product: chromosome 9 C1orf109 homolog
Exons: 5
Coding region: 253-810 (185 amino acids)
Cellular component (GO): cytoplasm; nucleus
Source: RefSeq, a predicted model, not a curated record
GAAACUGCGGGCGCAGGCUGGCUGCUCUGGCGGGUCCUCAAACUUGGAUGGCUUUAGCUUUAAGUUUUCCUUAUGGUUUAAGGAAAGGAGCCAGCAGUCUCAAGGAGAGGAGACAAGAUUCCCGGUUCGGAAUCCGCUGUCGGCAACAGCGGAUUGUCUUAGCCCCAAAAGAGCCUCCUUCGAGGGAUAGUCGAGAAACCUUUCCCGAGGUGGGAGACGAGGGCCCUGCUUUCCAAGAGCCCCUUGAAGAAGAUGACUCAGGACCGACCAUUGCUUGCUGUACAGGAGGCCCUGAAGAAGUGCUUUCCCGUGGUGGAGGAGCAGCAGGGCCUGUGGCAGGGCUCUCUGAGGGACUGCCAGCCCCUCCUGGCCUCCCUCAGCAAUUUGGCGGAGCAGCUGCAGGCGGCGCAGAAUCUGCGCUUUCAGGAUGUGCCGUCCCUUCGGGCCUUCCCAGACUUACAGGAGCGGCUGAGGCGCAAGCAGCUGGAGGCUGGUGACACCGUCCUGGACAAGCUAGGGGAGAAGUUAGCUGCCCUCCUCAAGGUGCGUGACACGGUCAGCAGCCACGUGGGACAAGUGCUUCAGAUCUAUGAGCAGCACGCAGACGCAAUCGGCAUUGAUGCUGUCCUGCAGGCUUCCGUUGUGAGCCCCUCUGUGGCUGACAUGUUGGAAUGGUUGCAAGACAUUGAGAGACAUUAUCGAAGUUCGAAGGUACCUGAAGAGAAAGUACCUCCUGUCCUCAAUCCACUGGGGAGACUUGCCGAACAUCCAAGCUAUGCCCAAGGCCUGGGACCGGAUUUCGGAGGAUGAACACCAAGACCUCGUACAAGAUAUCCUAUUGAAUGUUUCCUUCUUCCUGGAAGAGUAAGGAAGCUGUGUAUUUAUCUGGAGGCCAGGGAACCCAGGUGAAGACUGAUAGUGCUGCCCUCUGGUAUUUGUAAAGAAAUUUCAGUAUCGCAACCUGAUGUUUGAAAAAUCAGUGUGUAGAGCCUAAGGACUGACUUUCAGGAGGACUGUGCUAGAUGUUUCUGAUGUUGGGGCUUCUCCCUGCCAGGUCAUGGCUGAGGGUACACGGGCCGCCCAUCACCCUUUCCUAAGGCUCAGGGGAGAGGACGGAGGCAGAGAGAAUGGAGGAAGAGCAGUGCAGAGGAACACGGUGGGCAGGAACAGCAGCCACAGAAGUGGGAGGGAAGGAAAGGACGGGGGCUAGAAACUAGUGCUGCCCUUGGUGUCAUCCAGCGCUCUGAGCCUAGUUGAUACCAGGUCCUGGUUUUGUGUCAGUCCUCAACCCCUUAAAGGAAGAGAAAGUGACUUUGAUGAUUUAAAGAAAUAGGAGUGAUGUUGAUGGAAAACAGUAAUUGUUUUCCAAUUGCCAGAACUCCUUAUCAUCAAGCCCAUUUUAGUUUCCAGAGCCUACCGCCAGGGGGAGGUGGUGCAGCAUGACAUUCGGAAUGCUUUGUCUUCGAAGGUGCUCUCUCAUUGCUCUUAAUAUCUGAGAGUAAGUAACAGGAUAGUGGGUCUCCUAAAAUCACAGGGGUGUUUUUGAACCAAAACUGGCACCUGAUUUGCCACAUUCCUCUGAUCUUGGAGUAGCUGCGUGGGUGGGAGAACACUACCCCCGAGUCCGGUGAUCAGGCUUGUGUUUCUGAGGCCAGGUGUCUUCAUCUGUGAAAUGGUCGCGGGACUUCCAGACCCACCGACUUCCUAGGCUGUUGUAAAAAUCUGGGUCGUUGGGUGUGAAGGGUCUUAACAAAGGGUAUAGAUAAUUUUGAAAAUAAAAAUGACAUUUUUUUCUUAUUACAAAAGUGAUAUGUGCUUUUU